Messenger RNA from Xyrauchen texanus (razorback sucker), 4015 nucleotides. Its product is annotated as probable C-mannosyltransferase DPY19L1. Lineage: Eukaryota; Metazoa; Chordata; Actinopteri; Cypriniformes; Catostomidae. Gene Ontology annotation, molecular function: mannosyltransferase activity. The transcript has 22 exons. The record is from RefSeq and is a predicted model, not a curated record. The coding region runs from base 214 to 2406 and encodes 730 amino acids. Gene Ontology annotation, cellular component: nuclear inner membrane.
UCUCCCAUUCAUUAAAACAGUAUUGGCCCGUCUCUGCUAAAUACUCUCUGUCUCUGCGUCCAGAUGGGGGCGAUGACCGCUUCAUUCAACAGAUCAGCAAAGUCCCAAAACUGUGCUGGACUACAGAUGUGAAGCGUCUGAAAGAAUUAAACGGCAUAUUUAGCACGAAUCUGGGCUCCUGUUGAUCCCUUUCACGGGCAGAAAUAUGCAAACAUGGUAGUUAAAACUAGAAAACCAAAUGCCAAGGACCAGAGCAAUGAGAAGGACAGGAGCCUAUCGGUGUCUGGGAAAAGCAGGCGUGGGAAAGAUGGAAAAAUCUCGGCUUUCCAGAGCAAAAACGGACUGUUCUCUGGGUUUAUAAGAAACAAAUUGGGCUUGAGUCCAUCUGCUUUUACAAGAGGAGUAAUAGUGUUUAUUCUCGCUGUAAUUGCAGGAUGUUUACACUGGUGUCAUCUCUCACACCUAUUUGAAAAUGACAGACACUUUUCACACAUGUCAUCCUUGGAGAAGGAGAUGGCUUUUCGAACGGAGAUGGGGCUGUAUUACUCAUACUUCAAAACCAUCAUCAAGGCUCCUUCUUUCAUGAGUGGUCUUUACAUGAUUAUGAACGACCGGCUCACUGAAUACCCUUUAGUGAUAAACACUCUAAAGAGGUUCAACUUGUACCCUGAGGUGUUCUUGGCCUGCUGGUACAGAGUAUACAGCAGCACAAUGAAUUUCUUUGGGAUCCCUACCAAGUUGUGUUGGACCAUCAAUAGAGGGGUGGGACUAGAUCCAGUGGAGAGUUGUGAAGGUUUGGGGGACCCUGCAUACUUUUAUGUGACACUUGUGUUCCUGUUAAAUGGAGCAAUGAUGAGCCUGUUCUUCAUUUAUGGAACAUAUCUGAGUGGCAGUCGACUUGGUGGCACUGUUACAGUUGUGUGUUUCUUCUUUAACCACGGAGAGAGCACACGGGUCAUGUGGACCCCUCCCCUUAGAGAAAGCUUCUCCUACCCCUUCCUGGUUCUACAGAUGCUUCUGGUCACACACGUCCUCCGGACAAAGAACCCAAGCAGAAAUACCAUGAUGGCACUGGGUAUCUCUAAUGUUUUCUUCAUGCUGCCCUGGCAGUUCGCCCAGUUCGUCUUACUUACCCAGGUGGCCUCCCUGUUUGCUUCAUAUAUCCUUGGAUAUCUGAGCCCAAAGAAAAUGCAGUCCCUCUUAGUGACACACAUGAUCUCCUUGGCUGUCUGUUUUCUUCUAAUGUUCGGGAACUCAAUGCUACUUACAUCCUUCUACGCCUCUUCACUGGUCUCCAUCUGGGGGGUCAUUGCUCUCAGGGACCUUUUUGUUGGUACUUUCAAACCUGGGCUGUUCACAUGGAUCAUGCAGUGCCUCACAUGGGUGGUCUCUACUGUAAUUCUGAAGUUCAUGCUCUCGGUGAUCUUGGGCACAUCGGAUGAUGCUCACAUUAGCAGUCUGAUCAAAUCCAAGUUCACAAGCUACAAAGACUUUGACACAAUGAUGUACACAUGCGCAGCAGAGUUUGACUUCAUUGAAGCAGAUACUCUAUUCCGCUACAUCAAAACCUUGCUGCUUCCAAUUAAUGUGCUGAUUGUGGGUUUUAUUGCUGGAAGGACUAUACGGGAUGUUAUUAUGUUUCUCAGAAACGGGAAGACGGGCAAGUCAGAGGAAAAUGAAACCGAACAGACCGAAGUGUUGGCAAAUGGAGUGCUGGUGUAUCACAGUCUACAGCUGGUGGCAUUUGCAGUGUUGGCUGUACUCAUUAUGAGACUGAAGCUGUUCCUUACUCCUCACAUGUGCAUCAUGUCCUGUUUAAUCUGUUCCAAACAGCUGUUUGGCUGGAUAGGAGAGAAAUUUAAACUCCAAAUGGUAGGCGUUGCAAUAUUGUCCAUGAUGGCAAUCCAAGGAGUAUCCAACCUGCAGAGUCAAUGGGGAAUCAUUGGAGAAUUCAGUAACUUCCCACAAGAAGAGCUCCUGGAGUGGAUCAAGGACAACACAAGCCCUAAUGCUGUGUUUGCUGGUGCAAUGCCCACCAUGGCAAGUGUAAAACUGUCCACUGGCAGAGCCAUCGUCAAUCAUCCACACUAUGAGGAUGCAGGAUUGAGGGAAAGAACAAAGAUGGUGUAUGCCAUGUAUAGCCGAAAGCCAGCCAGUGCAGUAAAGAUGAACUUGAUAAAGCUGCAAGUGGACUAUUUCAUCUUAGAGGACUCGUGGUGCACCAGACGGUCAAAGCCCGGUUGCAGCAUGCCUGAGAUCUGGGAUGUGGAGGACCCCCAAAAUGCAGGAAAAGUGCCUCUUUGUACUCUCAUGUCUAAGGAUUCACGUCCCCACUUCUCCACUAUCUUUCAAAACAGCAUUUACAAAGUCCUUCGAGUUCCCAAAACAGUGAAAGAUAUCAGAUAACAGCGGUUUUCCUCCCAAAAUCUAUUAGUCCCUGCUCUUGUCGUCCUUUCUUUGAUAGAUACGUGUGUGUGUGUGUGUGUGUGUGUGUGUGUGUGUGUGUGUGUGUAUAUAUACACAGCAAUGAUUAUUUUUGUAACGAUCAGUCCUGUUAUUCUUGAGAUCUGCUUCUGCCACUUUGGUGUCUGUUUUAUUUUGAUAAGAUAUAACAGAUGUUUAAACUGUGUCAAAUCAGACUGUGAUUUUUCCCCAUCCAUGGUGCUGCUGUUUGCCGUUUUGUUUCGGUCCAGAUGUUUUUUUUUAAAGGUUGAAAGAUUUCAACAUCGUAUACCUGAGUCAUUUCACUUUCUGUGCAUUAUAUAAUUAAUUUCAGCUAUUUUCGGGUUAACCUUUGGAUAAACGUUUUUAAGAUUUGUAAACCCCUUUUUUAAAGUUUUAAAAUUAACAUUUUUGGCAGAUGCUUUUACCAAAGUGACUUACAAAAUUAACACACUUUGAGGGAGGAUUAUGAUGUAGUUUAGUGUUAUAUAUAUUAUUAAUUCUACCAACUAAAUUUUAUAAGUCAUCUGUUAAACUGCUUGUUACUCUGUUACUUUUAGGUUUUAUGUAUGAAAAUCAGUCAAGGUUAUGCAUUAUUGGAAAAGGUAUUCUGUUGUGAAACAAUAUUUUGAUCUUUCUGUCAGUAAGAUAUUGUCUUGCUCAGAUGCAUUUUCAGUAGUCAUAUAUACCUUCGUAACAUUUGUUAAUUCAAUCCUAUUGUAGUGUCAUUCUCUGUUUACUGAUGUUACCAGUGUUCAGAAUCCUCCAGUAUUAUGCUGACUUCUCAUCUGUCAGUGAAUUGCAAGUGUUUAGUAUCAGGAAGUGGGUUGUGCAAGGAUGCACAAUGCUUCCGUUCCCCAACUGUCUUUCCUGAUGUCAUGGUUAUAGUGAUUUUGAUGAAAAUUGUUCUUUCAAAUUAAACGGAGAAACUGGAAUCACUGCCAUAGUGUUAUUAAAGGUAUUUGUAGUAUUAUGUGUUAAACUCUUUAAGUGUCCUUUACAUUUCAUUAAAAUACCUGCAAUUGUUCAUGGAAUGUGUAAAAAUGAUGCAUGUGAACUGUCUUCAGGAAACUUGUCCACUUCCUAUUUCUUUGAUAUCUGAUGUUUAGUUGUAUUGAUAUGGAUACUCCGUUCAUUUUGUUCUUUCCCAGUGUAAUGUUAUAUAUUUCUCAGCAUUAAAUAAUUUUAUUUUAAUUCAUGAUUAAAUUUAACUUCAAUUUUUGUAGUUGUUUUUGAAUAUGUUGAUCAUGUACAGCAAUAUAGCUUUGAUGCCAUUCAAAAAAAUAUUUAUUUCUCCUGAUUUGUUUGACACUUUUAGACUGUUUUGCUUGCGGCAGGAUUAGGGUCUUCAACUGUCCCCUUUCUGUUUAUAUUUAGCUAAUAAAAGUGUCUUGUUUUCCUUUGGGUGUUCAUUUUGACUAAUUAAUUGUGCCAUUUGUUGAGCACUACAUCCAUAGUAAAACUUAUUUAUUAGUGAAAGUAAAGUUUAAUUUAAAGCCUUCGAAAUGCUGUUUUCUUCACUUGACCUCCUCAGACAUGAGCAUGGUUGCUGUGUGUUUUCCAUUCCCCUUUU